Hemiscyllium ocellatum (epaulette shark) is the source of this 1032-nucleotide messenger RNA. RefSeq names its product fish-egg lectin-like. Bases 1 to 1032 code for a protein of 343 amino acids. NCBI's taxonomy places the organism in Eukaryota, Metazoa, Chordata, Chondrichthyes, Orectolobiformes, Hemiscylliidae. The record is from RefSeq and is a predicted model, not a curated record. The transcript has 6 exons.
AUGGCGAGUGACAAUUUAAUUGUCCUGGAGAGGUUUCAUGACAGACUGCGAGUAAGAUAUCCUAAAAUCAGCAGGCCGCAGGUUGUGAGCUACCUGCUGAAGGCCCGAGCCCGCUACUUUUCCGGAAAACUCUGCGGGAAUAGCGUCAAGGCUUUGGUCGAGGCCGUGUCUCAACUCAUCGAGGAGGACCUGGAAGGGGUCACUAAUUCAGCCGACUUCAUGAAUCGCGGAGAGACUGAAGGGGAGAGGCGGGGGAUGAAACUUCUCUUGAUCAUUUUCUUGCCUCACUUUGCCCUCGGUUUGGCGACAAGGUGUUCAGACGUUGGGGGAACACUGAAGCAAAUUGAUGCAGGAAUUGGAAUGGUGUUCGGAGUGAACACGACGGGAUCCGUCUACACCAGGAUCGGAGAUUCCUGGGUGAAGAUCCCCGGAUCCUUCCGACACGUCACUGUGGGUCCAGCGGGAAUCUGGGGCGUUGACCCCUACAAAAAAAUCUUCCGCUUUGUCGGAGGAUCCUGGAUCUCCAUAUUCAACGGUGAACUGAUGCAGCUCGAUGCCGGCGGUGACCAGUUUGUAGCCGGCGUGGACCAGUUUGGGGCCACGUUCUGCAUCAAUAAGCGAGAGGUGGAGGGCGCUGUCGCCAAUCGCUCCAUCCCCUUCAGCAGCGUGGGCAGUCGGAUGCGCUACUACUCCUGUGGGCCCCUGGGCUGCUGGGGCGUGACCCUGGCCAAAGAUGUCUACCACCGCCUCAACGUCAAGCCCACCGCCUGCAUCGGCACCAGCUGGACCCGCGUCUUCGGAAAGUUCCAGAACAUCGAGGUGGGCAGCGAUGGCCGGGUCUUCGGCAUCAGUGUCACCAAACAGCUCUACAUGAGGAAGGGAAUCACCGCCGAGAGACCCAUGGGCUGGGGCUGGACUAGGAUACAGAUCGGAAACUUACGGUUCAACCACGCAUCCUGGGAUCUGGGGAACCUCUGGCUGGUCAGGAACGACGGGAAAGUGGUGAAAUGCUCGACAGAAGACAUCGACUGA